This is a messenger RNA of Peronospora matthiolae, 483 nucleotides long. Lineage: Eukaryota; Oomycota; Peronosporomycetes; Peronosporales; Peronosporaceae. The record is from the annotation of a GenBank genome assembly.
AUGGAGCGCGAGCCCUGUCCGUUCCGAAUCGUCGAGGACGCCGGCGGUGGCUUCGUCCUCGGCGCCGUCUUUGGCUCAGGCUGGUACACGUUCAAAGGCGCGCGCAACUCGCCGUCAGGUCAGCGGUUCCGUGGCGCUAUUUACAAUGCGAAGAUGCGCACGCCCGUGCUCGCCGGUGGAUUUGCUGUCUGGGGACUGCUCUUCUCCUCGUUUGACUGCUCGUUCGAGGCGCUGCGACGGAAGGAGGACCCGUGGAACUCGAUAUUAGCCGGUGCAGCUACUGGUGGGGCCCUCGCCGCUCGAGCGGGACCACGGGCAGCUGCGGGUCAAGCCCUAAUUGGGGGUGUCUUGCUGGCAGCUAUUGAAGGCGUGAGUAUCAUGGUGAACGAGUGGUUUGCUCCACAACCAGAAGCGAACGUGGCCGGAGACUUGAGGAACGAUGCAGAGCUGGAAGAGCAGAAGCUGGCGCCGCCGUCGUUCUAG